GCGCUUGGCGAUGCGAUGCGAUGCUCCUCUCCCCACCCGAGCGAAUCCCCGCGGGGCAGCGACUCCCACCGCGGCUCCUGCGGGCGGGUGAACACGGACCCGGCCCCGGGACCGGGCGGCGCGGGGCCCGCGGGCAUGCGCGGGGCCGCCCCCGGCCCGCCCGGCGCCGGGCAUUGGUGGCGGGGCGGUGGUGGCGGGGCCGCCGCGCCCGCCUCCCGCCGCCGCUCCCCCAGCACCGCCCGGCCAAGUUUAAACACCCCCGGCCGAGCCGCCCGGAGUUCGCGGGAGUUACCGGGACCGGCGGCAGCGGGACCGCCCCGCCCGGAGCGCGCCCGCCGCCGCCUAUGCGGGAGCCGCGGGGCCGGGCGAGCCAUGGACGGCGGCGGCGGAGGGGUGCCGCCCGCCCUGGAGAAGAACGCGGCGGAGCUGACGGUCAUGGACGUGUACGACAUCGCCUCGGCCGUGGGGCAGGAAUUUGAGCGGGUGAUCGACCAGCACGGCUGCGAGGCCAUCGCCCGCCUCAUGCCCAAGGUGGUGCGGGUGCUGGAGAUCCUGGAGGUGCUGGUGAGCCGCAACCACAUCAACCCCGAGAUGGAGGAGCUGCGCCUGGAGCUCGACCGGCUGCGCCUGGAGAGGAUGGACCGCAUCGAGAAGGAGAGGAAGCACCAGAAGGAAUUAGAACUGGUGGAGGAUGUCUGGAGAGGGGAAGCACAGGAUCUUCUUACCCAAAUUGCACAGCUGCAGGAGGAGAAUAAACAACUGAUGACAAACUUGUCUCACAAAGACAUUAAUUUCACAGAAGAGGAAUUUCAGAAGCAUGAAGGGAUGUCAGAGAGAGAACGGCAAGUCAUGAAGAAGCUGAAGGAAGUGGUAGAUAAACAGAGGGAUGAAAUCAGGGCAAAGGACCGGGAACUUGGACUUAAAAAUGAGGAUAUAGAGGCUCUUCAGCAGCAGCAGAACAGGCUGAUGAAAAUUAACCACGACCUGCGGCACCGGAUCACGGUGGUUGAGGCGCAGGGGAAGGCGCUGAUCGAGCAGAAGGUGGAGCUGGAAGCGUAUCUGCAAACCAAGGAGCAGGAGAUGGGCAACCUGAGAGCAGAGCUGGGCAAGCUCAGAGAAAAGCUGCAGGGUGAGGACAGCCAGGCCAGCCAAAAUGGGGAGGAAGUAAAGGCAGAACCAAACAAUGAUGAUUGUCUCUCUGAGUCAGAAAAAAUGGCAAUGGACUUAAAAGAUCCCAAUCGCCCAAGAUUCACCCUGCAGGAGCUCCGGGAUGUUCUUCACGAGAGGAAUGAACUGAAAUCUAGAGUGUUUUUGCUUCAGGAGGAGCUUUUAUAUUACAAAAGUGAGGAAAUAGAAGAAGAAACUAGAUCCCCACAGCCUACACCCAUAAUUCAGCCAAAACCCUCAACUCAGCCUGAAUCUGGAAUCAAACGACUGAUCUUUACAGCCAUAAUGCCCAUGGUAGCAGCUGGAUUGAUUCCAGACGAUCCCACAUUGCAGCCAAUAAGAAGACUUGUGUCCCUUGUUUAGUUUCUUCUCUCGUGAUAAAAAACGUAUGCAGGCAUCACAGAAAAAUGUCCACUUCCAGGAAACUUUUGGACAAUGGUCACAUUCAAACAGAGAUGACUCUUACAUGGAACAAGGACAAGAAGCCCUGCAACACCUGUGACUAAACCCCUGAGGUGUUUGGUUUGCUGCAGUAGAUCUCGACAGUCUCGUAACAAGAAGCUUCUGUAAACCAUCGCGGCAGCUCGUCACUUUUACUUGCCUUGCACACCUUGGGGGUUAUUUCAGACUCUCCAAAAGGGAUCCCUCACUGUUCACUUGGUGACUGUUUGCUGCAAACAGGAACCCAGGCUUUGUAGUAACAGUUGCUGACACCCUGGGACAUGGAAGCUUCUAGAUGACUUGUUUUGUGCUGAAUAACAAGUCUAUGAUCUUGUUCAUGCAUUAACUACAGUAACACAAGCUUCUUUAAACCAAAAAAGGACCUCUGCCAUUAUUAGAAGUUUGUUUGCAGUGUAUAUCUAGUAAAGGGCAAAGACUCUUCUACGCUGUUUGUUAACACUACUGGUUGUUUGCUUUUUAUUUCUGUAAGAAUUAUUUCAAGAGGGAUAUGACAGCUGGACACCCUUGGAGGCAGCCCACAGCUCUGCUGUGUCCUGUCAGUGCUGCUGGCAUCGGCAUCUUGCAGAGUCACCCCUUGGAAACCCACCUGGCACAGUGAUAACUGGAGUAGCCUUGAGAGGGACAGUGAGUGUACAUUUCCCUUGUGCUUAUAGUGCCUAAAGCAUGAAGAGCCAAUGUACGAGGUGAGCGUGCCUUGUGUUCUGCAGUAUUAAUGGAAAACAAAUUGCCUACAGGGAGGAAUCCUAACUCUUGAAUUUUUCCCUUCUUACCAGAGACUUCCUCACAGUGUAGCAGGCAGCUGCUGUAAAAGAAUUAGAUCUUUCCCACAGACAGGUUUUUAAUUAAGUCACACUUCAGUUUCCUGUCUAGGUAAGACUGCCCAGCUUCAGAGGGAAACACAUCCUCAACUGGCUGACAUGAACUAUUUCACUGACCUAGACAUGACCCCAACCUUUUCUCUUGACUAAACACUACGUGGGCAGAGCAGAUGAAUUCUGUGUGCGAAGCUGCUCCUCUGGUGGUGGCAGAUGUCUGGGUAGCCCCUGUUACAGGGCUGAACUUGCCAGUAACAGCCCAGCAGCCAACCCCAAGGGCUGGGGCUGGAUCUGCUUUGCAGCUGAGCUGGUGAGACCCGGGCCUGACCGAGAUUGUCCUUCCAAAACUAAAACCUCACAGCAACAGUGCUGUGGACACCCAGUGCCAGUGCACUCCCCAGCUCUGCUCCACACACUCCACGAGGAGCCUGACCAGGAGGGAGAGGGAGCAUGAAUCCAUGGCUCUGUGUGAGGACAGGGCUGAGGUGUCUCCGUGGCCUUGGCCCUGGCUGGGAAGGUCCAUGCUGGAAACCACUGCUCGUGGGGAAGAUCUUGUGCCAGCAGGGCCAUGGGCAGCUUCUGCAUGAGAAACUCAGUUCCAGGGGCUGGGAGCUGCUGUUGGCACCACACCCCCUGCUGCUCCACCUACUCUCUAGAGCCUCUUCUCAGGAGGGGCACCAAGGACAGGAAAUACAGCUCAGGCCAGAGCAAAGCUCCAACUCUCCAGGUACUGAGUGUAGGAGGAACUCUCAAAGGCCUCCAGAGGGCUUCGUGCAGACCAGUUGUUUUUAUUACAGGGUGAUCCAAGAGUGGAUUUUUAAUGUGUGUGAGCAGCAUCUGUAGUAAAACCCUGUCAGUAAAACCUCUCCUUGCAGUGGUGGGCUGUGUGCUGUCCUGCUUCUGGCUGUAAUUGCUUCAUUCCAACGUGGACCUUCUGUGUGUUCUAGGUAGGGAAAGUGUUUACUGUGCCCCCCUGGUGCCACUGCAGCUCAGGGCAGGGGGGACACGUGGUCUUAUAUGGGACAUGGUGAUCAGAGUCUAAUGUGGGUAUGGGCUAGAUGUGUUUUUGCCUGGUUAUGUUUUGGUAACAUCCUUAAAACAGCAGCACUUCUCCCCUCCUCUGAAAAGCAACUCUUAAAUGGGGGGAGUGUCUUCAUUUAAUAAUACUUAAAUUGCCAGGAUCUGUCUUCACUUCCAUAUAAGAAAACAAAAAGUGCAGUACAGUCAUACCAGGCAGUUAAAUUGUGGAUGACCCCAUGGAGUCUGUCCCGAGUGCAGUUCAGUCGUGUGGCUCAUUCAGAAGGGAUACAGUGAGCAGAAAGAACGCAGGAACGUGGGCCUGAGUAAGCAGAUCCCUUUGGAAAUCAGCUGAGAGCAAUGAGCUGGGAUAAUGGAGCUUCACAGACCCAAGCUAAGCUGGUGCAGCACAAAGGAAAUCUCCAGGCCUGGUGCACGUCCAGCAGAGCCCGGGGCUCUGUCGGGCCAGCUCUGCAGCCAACACCAAACUGCAGGAGGCAGGACAGCCUUCCCACAUCUCUGCAGCAUUACCUCAACCCCUCACAGCUCCUCCUGACCCGCUGGCAUUAACCACUCGUUCUCAUGUUUGCAAUGUUGCAUCCACACACCCCAAGUGCCAUCGGGAAGGAUGGCGCAGAGGGAAGCGGUUGUAAAGAUCUGAAGAUCUGUCAUGUAUUGUUUGUCAAUAUUCAAGGAAAACCUGCUUUUAGAAAAGGGGCCAGGAUGCUGGCAGGUUAGGGGUGUAACAAUCCUGCCUGCCAAGUGCAGGAUCACUGACAUUUUUUGGGUUGGUUAAUUUUUUUUUUUGGUUGGGCAGUAAAUCAUUUUAACAGUUUAAUAAAUAUUUCUGUAAAACACA
This is a messenger RNA of Taeniopygia guttata (zebra finch), 4320 nucleotides long. It is a transcript of the gene RILPL1, whose product is annotated as Rab interacting lysosomal protein like 1. Gene Ontology annotation, cellular component: cytoplasm; ciliary basal body. Gene Ontology annotation, molecular function: small GTPase binding; protein dimerization activity; dynein light intermediate chain binding. Gene Ontology annotation, biological process: cilium assembly. Lineage: Eukaryota; Metazoa; Chordata; Aves; Passeriformes; Estrildidae. The record is from RefSeq and is a predicted model, not a curated record.